AUGUCUAAUUCUUACGAUACUCUUUCAAAAAAGUCGAUAACUCGAACUUUAUCUGCUCCAGAAUCCUCAAACAUUUCUUUGCCAAGAGACAUCUCUAUAAAAAGAACCCGCAGUACGAUUAGCAAUAAAAACUCUACUGAUCUAUUCUGGAAUAUUGUUGGUCGUGAUAAUUACACAAUUUCUCUGAAUCAAUCACCUGUCCUUUGUAAUAGCUCUUCUCCACCUGUAGGAGAUUUACUUUGUACAUCUACGUCUUUCGCAAGGAAAUUCCGUACCUUUCCCUGGCGAAAUAAGCCGUCUUUGAGGGUAGUUCCUAUUAUGGUUGCUAGUAACGAUGCUAAAUCGAUUAGCUUGCUGACAACCACAAUAAAAUCUAGCGUUUCCUCAGCUCAAUCUAGUAUCGCUAGUACGAUUAUAGGGGAUUGGGAUAAUCACAAGAUGAAUAUACAAGCUGUUCCUCUGACGCCACCGCAGGAGUCAACACAGUUGCAAACCUCCGGUGAUUUAUUGUCACCAAUUGAACUUUGCGGCAGAAGUGACGAUACUAAUCCGGUUUUGAAUGAAUCUAUAGCUGAACAGAUCCGACUUAAACUUCCACGACGACUACGAUUAUUGCUAUCAUGGAAUCUGCUAUAUAGCCUCGACCAAGAUGGGACAAGUAUGGCUACUAUGUAUCAUAAAGUUAAGGGCAAAGGUCCUUUAGUAUUAGUGAUCAAGGAUACGGACGAACAG
Messenger RNA from Racocetra persica, 732 nucleotides. Lineage: Eukaryota; Fungi; Glomeromycota; Glomeromycetes; Diversisporales; Gigasporaceae. The record is from the annotation of a GenBank genome assembly.